Messenger RNA from Colias croceus (clouded yellow), 4806 nucleotides. It is a transcript of the gene Lpin, whose product is annotated as phosphatidate phosphatase LPIN2. Gene Ontology annotation, molecular function: phosphatidate phosphatase activity; transcription coactivator activity. The transcript has 16 exons. Gene Ontology annotation, biological process: cellular response to insulin stimulus; triglyceride biosynthetic process; fatty acid catabolic process. Lineage: Eukaryota; Metazoa; Arthropoda; Insecta; Lepidoptera; Pieridae. The record is from RefSeq and is a predicted model, not a curated record. Gene Ontology annotation, cellular component: nucleus. The coding region runs from base 288 to 3188 and encodes 966 amino acids.
GCCAUUCAGCAGUUUGUAAGCGUAUUCGAUACAGUUAACACGACGUAUCAUUUUUUAUUUGUAAAAUCGGCGUGUGCAUUUGUUUACGAAAUAAGUGCAUCAUACUUCCUUGGAUAAAAGACGAAAAAGUGCAAAGACUAGUGUACAAGUUUGGUGUCAUCGGUUUUCUAAUUAGAUUUUCCUCUGUUUCAAGAUGGGCUAAUCUGUUCUGAAGUCGAUUAAGAAUAAAACACAGACACUUGAUUGCAAUAAGUGAACAAGAGGCGAAGAAAAAAUCGGCUAUAAUCAUGUAUUCUAUGAACUACAUCGGUACGUUCUUCAAGAAGUUCUACAAUGAGAUAAACAGUGCGACGUUGACGGGGGCCAUCGACGUGAUCGUGGUGGAGCAGCCCGAUGGCAGCUUCACGUGUUCCCCGUUCCACGUGCGCUUUGGAAAACUGGGCGUGCUCCGUUCCAGAUUUAAAGUGGUAGACCUCGAGCUCAACGGAGAGCCCCUCCCGAUUCAUAUGAAGCUAGGUGAAUCUGGUGAGGCGUUCUUUGUGAUGGAAGUCGGUGAAGAUGAGGCUGAAUGCUCAGCGCAUUUGGCUACAUCGCCGAUACCGGCCAAUCGUUUCGACGAUCUCUAUGAACCCCGCCGUAGGAACUCGCUGUCCGUUGUGGAACCCGACCAUGGACAAGCAUCCGAUUACACCAAAAGGAGGUACACAGCAGACGGCAAAACGAUGCAGAAACCUGACUUAAGUAAACAUUCAAAGAAAAAUACCAAAGAAGAUAGUAACAGAAACGACGAAAACGAAGCAUUAUUUGAGAUGGAUGGUCUCAAUGAAACCACUGACUGGACAGAUUCCAAACCAAAGACAUUUUCGGCGACGCAGCUCGGUGCCGGCACUGAAGCGAGCCAAACUGUGCAAAAAAUUAGCGAGACCAAUGACUUUAGACCUAUCGACGUCAUACCCACAAACCAAGAAGAUACGAAACAAAAUGGAAAUGGCAAGAAGAAGAAGAAAACGCGGAAAGUUAGCUCUAAGAAAAAACAUCAAAGGAAGUCCUCUACCAGCUCGAUUUCAAGCCAGUCUGAAGUCACCGGCUCGGAGCUGCGCGCCUCACAGCCUACCGCCAUUCCAAAUACCACCGAUAUUAAUUUCUUUAGCGACUCCGAAGCUGCCGCUCUCAAUGAAGAGAUGUCAAAUAUGAAGCUGAAUGGUGAAAACCGCAUACCAUUGGCGUUGUCUGAUACAGCGUUCGAGGUGCACGCUGCCUCCAGACAUACGAAAGGAUCUCGUCACGGCACGCCCGUGCAAUCGGACACUGAAGUGGAACUGGCGCGCACCACAUCCGGUGACAAGUCGUCCCAGUCUUGGCGCUGGGGCGAACUACCGGAACCACCGAUUCGAGGAACACAAGUUGUGGAGACUCCAGAAUCGCCAGCCUCUCUAGCGUCACCAAUAGAGCCAGCUUCUCCCACAGAACCGCUCAGUUCUGAUGAGGAAAGACACGGGCGGCGCGGAGUUCUCAGCGGAAUGUUCAGAUUCAUAUCCUCAAAGGAAGCCACCGAACCGGGCGUAGAAGGCGUCUACCUCGACGAUCUGGACAAAGGAGAAGUCGAUCCGGACAUUUACUUUCCCAAACAUCAUGCGGGCCGAUACAGAACGGGUACAACAGGCGCGGCAUGUCCCACAGAGGAGGAGUACGAGUCGGGCAACGGUCCGUCGCUGCCGCAGUCGCCCGCUUCGCCCGCCUCGCUCGAACCGGCCGCGCUUGACUCGGACGACGAUGAAAAACUGCUUGCCAAGGGGUGCGUGGAAGUGUACGCGCGGGAGGGCGCGGUAUCGCACGCGCUGUCGUACGAGGAGUUCUGCGCGGCGGGCGGGCGGCUCGCGGCGGAGGGCCGGCUGGAGGUGCGGCUGGCGGGCCGCCGCCUGCCCUGGCGCAGCGCCGGCCCGCUGAUGCUGUCGCUGCUCGCGUACCGGCGCCCGCUGCCGGCGCGCGUCAUGGAAUCACUAGAGAAGGAUGACAAAGAAGUGCCCGAGUCACAGCGCGCAGACGCAGCCAAGCCCAGGUCUUACUCCUGGUGGUAUUGGAGAAGAUCCACCUCCGAUUCCAAGAGAACUGAACCAUCACCCAAAGACGAGUUAAAGAAUGCUUCAUUGCCACCAUUGAAGAUAGAAACCACGGGACAUGAUCAAGUUGACCAUUUCACUGAUGAGAAACUAGAAGAGAACAACCUUGAAGAAACCAAUAUUGUUGAGGAAAUACAAGCCGAUGAUUUAAUUGAAAGUAGCGCUAACCAAGAACUAUUGGAUGACAAACCGAUGUUUAAUCAAGGUGAUCGUCUUGACCAAAGCUCGUCGGAUUCCGAUCAAGACACACAACAGGGCUCUCGACGACCUUCCACAUUCCGCAAAACAUUGCGACUAUCGUCUGAACAAAUUAAAAAGCUGAACCUCCGCGAGGGCAUGAACGAGAUGGUGUUCAGCGUGACGACCGCGUACCAGGGCACCACGCGCUGCAAGUGCAACGUGUUCCGCUGGCGGUACGACCACAAGAUCGUCAUAUCCGACAUCGACGGCACCAUCACCAAGUCUGACGUAUUAGGUCACAUUUUCCCCUUGGUCGGAAAGGACUGGGCGCAGUCUGGCGUUGCACAGUUGUUCACUAAAAUCAAGAACAAUGGCUACCAGCUACUGUACCUGUCGGCGAGAGCUAUUGGACAAGCUGGGGUAACCAGAGAAUACCUGCGCUCGAUAAAGCAAGGCGAAGUGUGUCUACCCAAUGGACCCUUACUACUCAACCCUACGUCGUUACUACGAGCCUUCCAUAGAGAAAUCAUUGAGAAGAAACCUGAAGAGUUCAAGAUUCAAUGCCUCGCUGAUAUUAAAGCGCUUUUCCCCACCGGAUCUAACCCCUUCUAUGCUGGAUAUGGAAAUAGAGUUAAUGACGUGUGGGCGUACCAAGCCGUCGGCAUUCCCAUAGUGAGGAUAUUCACAAUCAACUACAAGGGCGAACUCAAACAUGAACUGACGCAGACAUUCCAAUCCACGUACUCACACAUGAGUGUGCUAGUGGACCAAGUGUUCCCGCCAGUGCUGUGCGAGCCGACCGACGAGUUCUCGCAGGCGGUGUACUGGCGCGAGCCGCUGCCCGACAUUAUACUACCCGCUGUUACAACAACACCUACUAAGACAUAAAAAAUGUAAAACCUCUUUAUGAAAUAAUAAACAUGGAUUUGUGCAAUAAUGGAAUUGCCAGGAGCGAUUUUGUAUCUGAUUUUGAAUUUUCAGCUCAAUUUAGCUGGUUAUGUUAUAAUUUUGUUGGAAGCGGAUGGAACAUGAUCAGUUUUGAUGUAAGGUCUAAUUUUGUUUGUGAAAGGCAAAAUAUGUCACUUGUUUGUGAGCAGCUCGCAAUAGCUCUUACAGUACAAUUAUUACAAAUGUGUCAUUUAUGGAUUUAUAUACCGGGUAAAAUAGAAUAAAUAGAAGUUUGGCGAUAUAACAAUAAAGGCUAUAGAUUAAUUAGUAAUAUUAGGGUCUGAUCUGUGCAUAGUGUUACCUUUACAAAUAUGAAAUGAUAAACUCAAUACAUACCAAACAUAAACUCAGCUUUUCUGUUGAAUUAUAUUUUUAGUUCCUAUUACGAAAAUUAUAAAGUCGACGUAAUUAAACUUGUAGAGUUACUACUAGUUUUACGAUUGCAUUUCUAGAAAUUUUGAUUGAAAUAUAUAAGCGUGUCCCAGAAAACAAUGUUAAUAAUUUAAUUGUAGAAAUAAAAUACGAAUUGAAAAAUAACUCACUUUAUCUAGUACUUUUAGUAAUUAGUUCCUAAACAGACCUUGGGCUAUAAUAUUAAACGCUGGAAAUAGGUAACCUUAUAUUUUUUUCUACCAGAGUACUUUGACAAAUACUGAUAUAUUCUACAAAAGUACCGGCGCUAUAAUAAUUCUAACGACGUUUUUGAUAAACCUAGAAUUCAUUCAUAGCUGAUUAUUCUUAGCAGGCUGUGAUAUAAGGGUGAUCUCGGCUUGAAUGUCACUCAAUAAGGGUCGCUUUGAACUAACUCAUACUAUAAAUAUAAUACUAUUUAGUUAAACAAGGUAAUUUAAUUGAAAGACAUUCUAAAUGGAUAGACUUUUUAAUGCAAUUUUUGUGUAAUGUACCAUGUAUGUAACCAAUACGUAGUUUUACAAAUAGUUGAAUAGAAAUAUUCUUGUGGCGUAACGUUCAUAGUUUUCAUUCAAGCACCGCUUUGUAAGCGAAUAAACGCAAAUAUCGCGUAGAUGUUCGAUGUGUAGAACUUUUAAAAUCAGUUAAUGUCGUCACUCUGUGUGUAUCUUAUAAUUAAAAUUUAAAUAACGUUUUGUAGAUGGAACGUGUAGCUAAAUGUCAUAAUAUGCAUCUCAAAGACUGUAACAUAGUCGCUAUGAAAUUGUUAUAUUUUGCUGGGUGUAUGAGCUGUGAUGUUGUCGGAUGAUGAAGCAAUGCUUUACUUUUGUACUGUGAUUACCUAUUUAUAUAUAAGUUAUGUUAAUGUAAAACACAAGUGCACAUUUCAAAUUUGUCCCACUCAGGCAAAGCCGUUGAUGAUUUUAUUUUUGUAAUUCAAUUGAUUUUUGUUAGAAUACUGAUAUUUUUUGUAAAAAUUUAAGUUACUUUGAUAUUGUAUGUAUAGAAAACAAAUGGACACCUGUUUUAUGUAUUAUUUUUCUAUUAUCUUUAAUUUAUUUUUGUCAAUAAUGAAAAAUGGUAGUAAUUAAUGAUUUCAACAAUAAAAUCAAUAUGCUUCGUAUAAAGUAUAUUUUGUUGACACAGA